AUGGAUCUUACUCAGACACACUCAAAAAGUUCGAGCAAAUUUUCUCAGGGUAUUCCGGAAGCUCUAUCAGUCGAUAACAUUAUCAAUGGCUCAACUUGUCCUCCCAUGACUGUUAGGGAGUUUAUGAAUUAUCUCGAAUACAUUGAACACGCUCCAGAAAAUCUUCAAUUCUUCCUCUGGUUUCGAGAUUAUACACUUCGUUUCGAGAAAUCAAAGCCAUCCAAUCCCUUCUCAACACCCCCCACAACAGCCACUUCAGAACGCAAGGACUUUGCCUCAGAAUAUCACAAUGAUUCGGCAGUUCGGUUCUGCGAUGGUGUUGAUGAUGAGAGACCAAUAAAUCAAAUCAAGUCAAUCAUGAAUUCUCCACCUCAAUUUAUAGCUCCUUGGGAGACAGAUUUUGAUAAAGAAGGGAGUUCCUUAAUGGAAGUUCCCUCGUCAGCACAAGAUUCAUAUCGUGUGGUUGCCGAGCAAACCUUCAUUCGUUCUGGUGUUAAGAUUCCUGAUAUCAAUUUGCCACACCGUGAUGAAAUUGAUCGAAUCAUUGCCAUAUAUAUUGCAGAUAAUGGCUCUCGUCAACUCAAUCUUUCCUCACGUCAAAGAAUCGGUUUGCUCGAACGUCUUUCAACUACAACUCACCCCACUGCCUUCCAACCCAUCGUGGAAACUGUCGAAUAUAGUUUGAGAAACCAAGCACAUCCCAAUUUCAUCCGCUGGAGCAUUAGCAAUAGCAAUAAGCCACGUCAGAUGUUUGCCAAAGGCCUUGGUGCCACUCUUAUCAUUUUCGGUUUCUUUUACGCAAUUCUUGCGACCCUUAGUAACAUGUCUCGAGGAUGGCGUGCCUUUUCAGCAGUAUUUUGGGUCAUGGGUAUCUCCACGUUGUAUGCGGCAUUCCGUGGGAUGUGCAUCGUACUUCAUGGUCUUCAUCAUCGACAUCUCCGGCCUUGGGAGUUAUGGGAGUCCGAGGAAUCUGCUGUCUACCUGGACGACAACUCUAGCGGUGGAAAGGAUGUAGAGUAUCCAUGGAUUAAGAAAUACGAGAAGAGAUGUAUCAUCAGAAAGAUCUUUGAUCGAGAAGUCUGGGUACAAGAGCCAGCGUUGAGACAGAUACAGGAUAUUAUUUUCCUGCAGUCUUUACUAACCGGAUUUUCUGUGGCUAUCGCAUUAAACAUCAUCUUCUUGGCUGUUCCAGAAGGUCGUUUCUUUUGA
Messenger RNA from Sclerotinia borealis F-4128, 1209 nucleotides. NCBI's taxonomy places the organism in Eukaryota, Fungi, Ascomycota, Leotiomycetes, Helotiales, Sclerotiniaceae. The record is from the annotation of a GenBank genome assembly.